Molecule: messenger RNA, 1864 nt
Organism: Gracilinanus agilis (Agile Gracile Mouse Opossum)
Lineage: Eukaryota; Metazoa; Chordata; Mammalia; Didelphimorphia; Didelphidae
Product: vascular endothelial zinc finger 1
Exons: 1
Coding region: 50-1573 (507 amino acids)
Cellular component (GO): nucleus
Source: RefSeq, a predicted model, not a curated record
GCGGGGGGAGCGGGGAGGAGGGGGCUCAGCCGCCGCCGCCGCUGCUGCCAUGGAGGCCAACUGGACCGCGUUCCUGUUCCAGGCCCACGAAGCCUCCCAUCACCAACAGCAGGCAGCACAGAACAGCUUGCUGCCCCUCCUGAGCUCUGCUGUGGAGCCCCCUGAUCAGAAGCCGUUGCUUCCAUUACCAAUAACUCAGAAACCUCAGGCACCACCAGAAACAUUAAAGGAUGCCAUUGGGAUUAAAAAAGAAAAACCUAAAACCUCCUUUGUGUGCACUUACUGCAGUAAAGCUUUCAGGGACAGCUACCACCUGAGGCGCCAUGAGUCCUGCCACACUGGGAUAAAGUUAGUGUCACGGUCAAAGAAAACCCCUACCACGGUGGUACCUCUUAUUUCUACCAUCGCUGGAGACAACAGCCGAACUUCAUUGGUCUCAACCAUUGCAGGCAUCUUGUCAACAGUCACUACAUCUUCCUCUGGCACUAACCCUAGCAGCAGUGCCACUUCCACUGUUAUGCCAGUGACACAGACAGUCAAGAAGCCCAGUAAGCCAGUCAAGAAGAACCAUGCUUGCGAGAUGUGUGGGAAGGCCUUCAGAGAUGUCUAUCACCUUAACUGGCACAAGCUCUCUCAUUCAGAUGAGAAGCCCUUUGAAUGUCCUAUUUGCAAUCAACGCUUCAAGAGGAAGGAUCGGAUGACUUACCAUGUGAGGUCUCAUGAAGGAGGCAUCACCAAACCAUAUACUUGCAGUGUUUGUGGGAAAGGCUUCUCGAGGCCAGACCACUUAAGCUGUCAUGUAAAACAUGUCCAUUCAACAGAGAGACCCUUCAAAUGCCAAACAUGCACUGCUGCCUUUGCCACCAAAGACAGACUACGGACACAUAUGGUUCGCCAUGAAGGAAAGGUAUCUUGUAAUAUCUGUGGUAAACUUCUGAGUGCAGCAUAUAUCACCAGCCACUUAAAGACACAUGGGCAGAGCCAAAGUAUCAACUGUAAUACAUGUAAACAAGGCAUCAAUAAAACAUGCAUGAAUGAAGAGACCAGCAACCAGAAGCAGCAGCAACAGCAGCAGCAGCAGCAUGUGACCAGCUGGCCAGGGAAGCAGGUAGAGACACUGAGAUUGUGGGAAGAAGCUGUCAAGGCAAGGAAGAAAGAAGCUGCUAACCUGUGCCAAACUUCCACGGCUGCUACAACAUCUGUGACUCUUACUACUCCAUUCAAUAUAACUUCCUCUGUGUCGUCUGGGACGAUGUCAAACCCAGUCACAGUGGCAGCUGCAAUGAGCAUGAGAAGUCCAGUAAAUGUUUCAAGUGCAGUUAAUAUAACCAGCCCAAUGAAUAUGGGGCAUCCUGUAACUAUAACCAGUCCACUAUCCAUGACCUUUCCACUAACACUCACCACCCCAGUCAACCUCCCCACCCCAGUCACUGCCCCAGUGAAUAUAGCACACCCAGUCACUAUCACAUCCCCAAUGAACCUACCCACACCAAUGGCAUUAGCUGCCCCACUAAAUAUAGCAAUGAGACCUGUAGAGAGCAUGCCUUUCUUACCCCAAGCUUUGCCCACAUAACCACCUUGGUAAACAGUGUUAUUUAAAAAAAAAAAAAAGUUAAAGCAAAUAUUUACCAGCAACAUUUUUUUUAGUUUAUUAAAGCAAAAGUCAAACCAAGAAAUUGGGAGGUCUUAUUACACUAGUUAAAAGCCUAAGUAGCAUUUUUCUCCAACUUGGGAUUUUUCAAAGUAAGGUAUGUAAAGUGAUCACUUCCAUUUCAAAAGAUUUUUCCUUUAACUCACAGCAAUGUUGAAACAGGAUAGUAGUUCAUUAAUGAAAUACCACAAAUAAAACCAGACAUAUGAAGUG